AUGGACGCUUCCGGAUACAAGGCGUUCCGUUCUCUCCAGCUGCGUAUAAAUUCCGUCCUCCGUGACCUCUCCCGCACCGCGCACCGUCUUGGGCUGUCGGCCUCGCGCUUCCAGAGGCUUCCUCCCCACUCCCCAUACCGGUGUGUUUCGGAUGAUGUUGCUGUUGUCCUUGACCUGAGCUGGGCGGCUGCACGCGGCGACCAGAGGGAGCGCGACCGGCAGAGGGCGCAGGCGCGGCGGCCCGUGGCCAAGGGGCGCGGCGACGGGCUCACCCCGGAGCAGCGGCGGGAGCGGGACGCCAAGGCGCUGCAGGAGAAGGCUGCCAGGAAGGCGGCGCAGGCCGCGGGAGGCGGCGGCGGAGGCGGCGGCGGAGGCGCCGACGCCAAGGGCGGCAAGAACGCCAACGGCAAGAAGUAG
Messenger RNA from Miscanthus lutarioriparius, 417 nucleotides. The record is from the annotation of a GenBank genome assembly. NCBI's taxonomy places the organism in Eukaryota, Viridiplantae, Streptophyta, Magnoliopsida, Poales, Poaceae.